UAUAGAAAAAACAAGUAAUCAGAUUUGUGAAAUUUUGGUUGACAUGUAUUUAUAUCCAGAUGAAGAUUUUAUUGAUUUUAUGGAGCAAGAUAUUAAAAAUAUUGGCGAUAAAAAAAUAGAUUCAUAUAAUGAAAAAGAUGAUUUGAUAAUUAGCAGAGUUUUGAAUUUGAAUGCAAAAGUAUUUAUUAAUAAUUUAGAUAAAAUUAUUGAAGAUAAUAGUUUAGAAGAAAAUUCAGUAAAAAAAUAA
Molecule: messenger RNA, 247 nt
Organism: Funneliformis mosseae
Lineage: Eukaryota; Fungi; Glomeromycota; Glomeromycetes; Glomerales; Glomeraceae
Source: the annotation of a GenBank genome assembly